GGAGCAACAGCCCUGCGGGGUUGGCCACUGGUGCCGAAGGAAGGCAAUGGAGCUUCUCCCGCUUGGGGCGGACUGGGGCCCUUCCUCCCCACAUCCCCAAUGUUGGGGAAUGGAGUGGAUUGGGCCAGGGGUCUCUUGGAGCCCCAGCAAGGAACUGGAGGGGGCUGGGAAAGGCCCCCCCAUCCCCCUUCCAGCUGGGCCCUCCAAAGGCCACCCCUCGGUCUCCCGCAGCAGGUCUCCACCCCAUUCCCCAUGUUGGUCCCUCCUCCGCUGGCGGCUGGGAGCGAUGGGCCCUGGAAUCCUUCCUGACAGCCCUCCUUCUCCUCCCCCUCCUCCUCGCAGCCCAUUUCUUGUACCAGACUAAGCAUGAGUGCCAUUUCUUGAACGGGACGCAGCAGGUGCACUACCUGUACAGGGACAUCUACGACCGGCAGGAGAUUGUCCGCUUCGACAGCGACGUCGGGAAGUUCGUGGCCCUCACCGAGUUCGGGCAGCCGGAUGCCGACUAUUGGAACAGCGACAAGACCUUCCUGCAGUACUUGAGGGGCUCCGUGGAUCGCUUCUGCCGAUGCCACUAUGGGGCUUACACCUAUCAGGCGGAGAAGACACGGCGUCUGAUUGGCCGGAGAA
Molecule: messenger RNA, 630 nt
Organism: Python bivittatus (Burmese python)
Lineage: Eukaryota; Metazoa; Chordata; Lepidosauria; Squamata; Pythonidae
Source: RefSeq, a predicted model, not a curated record